This is a messenger RNA of Staurois parvus, 295 nucleotides long. The record is from the annotation of a GenBank genome assembly. Lineage: Eukaryota; Metazoa; Chordata; Amphibia; Anura; Ranidae.
GCACUCUCCCAAAAAAAAAACAUCUCUAGCAAUACACACCAAACUGAGCAUGUGCAGAGUGUCUCCACACAAUAUGUCUUAUCAACUGAAAAGAGGGGGACACUGGAAGAAGGGGAGUAUCAGAGAAGUCAGGAUCAAUCAGCCUUUUUACACAAUGCAGAGGAUUCACCCCUUAGGUUUGACAGUUCUAGUAUGAAUGAGUCUUAACCAGGGGCGGCCUGACAACUCAUGGGCCCCCCGGGCAAUAGGGGAUCAUGGGGCCCCUGUGUCCUUGCCCAAACUCAAAAAAGCCUAU